Molecule: messenger RNA, 327 nt
Organism: Dentiscutata heterogama
Lineage: Eukaryota; Fungi; Glomeromycota; Glomeromycetes; Diversisporales; Gigasporaceae
Source: the annotation of a GenBank genome assembly
AUGUCAGAUUUAGCCACUGAACGAACUGUUGCGAUUAAUGCAGUUUUGCAAGCUAGUAAAAUUUGUAAAAAUGCUUUUAAUACCCUUGUAACGAGUGAUACUCUUGUUAAAAAGGAUAAAACUCCCAUAACUAUUGUUGAUUUUAGUGUACAAGCUGUAGUAAACACUUUACUAUCUAAGGUGUUUCCAAAUGAUUUAAUUGUUGGAGAAGAGGACUCAAAGGAUUUACAAGGUGAUAGCGGAAAAGAAAUGAGAGAUAAAGUUUUAUCAUUAGCUAACUCUGUACUAGAAACUCCCUUGAUUGAUGAUUUAAAUAAUAGUUAUUAG